This is a messenger RNA of Lactuca saligna, 1460 nucleotides long. NCBI's taxonomy places the organism in Eukaryota, Viridiplantae, Streptophyta, Magnoliopsida, Asterales, Asteraceae. The record is from the annotation of a GenBank genome assembly.
CAUAAAAAUUGGAUCGUAUUAUUCCCUUAAGUUUUAGCAUUCUUGCAUUACGCACUUGCAAGCAAUGGUAUUCAAAACUUAAGACUCCAUUUAACACGUCCAUGGAUAAAAUCGUUGGUGAGAUAGAUUGCAGGUAUAGAUUGUAUUCAAUCUUGAUGAACCACCUGAGAUCCGCCAUGUUCAAUGCACAAGAGAAGGCCCAGGAUAGAGCCACAACUCAAAUCGAGUGCUUGAACGAGAAAUCCAAGUUUUACGAUCUUGGUAUCAUCCAAAUCGAUGUCAGUUUUAAACUGAUAAAAGAACAAGAACAAGAAGAUCAAAUCCCAGAAACCAAUCAAAAAAAGAUCCUUACAGAUCUCAUCGAGCUCAAAGAUCUGUUUCUUAGUCGUCUUAACGAUACGAAAUGUUCCAUAAUCCAAAAAGAUAAAGAUAAGAUAAUGAUGGAACAAAUGAGCUCAGACCUCGACAUGUUGAAAACAACACUCCACCGUGCAUUUAAACAAAUCCAGAAGUCUGAAGUUGACCCUUUGGAGAAACAAUGGAGAUUAUUGAUCGAGAAAGAAACAAUUUUGAUAGCCAUCAAAGGGUAUCUCCAUGAUAUUAAUGUAAAAUUGAAAUCAUCGAUCAAAUUCCCGGUUUCCAAGAACCAGAAGCCGAAUAAGAUUGAUGGUGUCGGGAAGAAAGACGUGAUCAUAUCGAGACUGAUGGAAGAAAGACACGAGUCGAAGCUACAAACAAUGGCGAUUGAUGAACACUACAUGGUUCUUGUAAACGAAUGCUGUGAUGAGUUUUUGUGUUAUGAAAUCGAGACAAAAGUUAAGGAAGACAUGUUUGUAUAUAUUUUACACGAAGUUACAAAGGAUUGGACCGAGUAUCAGGAAAAUGAAAGCAUCAAAACGCAAUUGAAAGAUGAAAUAUAUGAAACUGUUUUUCUCGAGACCAUAAACGAUAUACGGAUCAAAUUAGAUUUCGAGUUGCAGAAGAUUCAAAACAAGAUUAACAAGUGUUGUAUACAAAACGCAAUCAGGUUGGAACACAUUAAGCAACAAGUCAAAUCGAUCUUGGGGCCGGUGGCCUCGAUCAAAAAAGAAGAGUUGGUAUACAAGAAGGCCUUUGCGAGAAGAUGUCAAAAUCUUUUAUUAGCCGAAACCGAGGUCGAUUUAUUAGGAGAUCAAGUUGAGGCACUUCAAGACCUACUUGGAAAGAUUUACUAUGUAUUGGUGAAAAAUUCUUCGGUUUUGUCGUAUAAUUGUGAGGUUAUGGAUAUUUUGAAGUUGAUUGAAAGAAAGUUGGGUUUUUGAUAUUCGGCCCAAAUACUUUCAACUUGGACCCGGAUUUAGUUUUUUCCAAUAUUUUGAGCUUUUGUGAUUUCUAUGUUGUUUCGUCUUCAAUGUACAACGUGUAAAAUUAAAAUUGUCCGUCAAUCACGUCUUAUCAUAGGGUUAAUCGAUUAAUUUAGG